AUGGCAUACCCCAAAAGCUCUCUCGUUCUAGCAGUACUUCUCUCAGUGUUCAUUUCCACAGUGCUAGCUACUCCUAUGACAUACAGUGUGGUGAGUUUGGGAGCCAAAGCAGAUGGGAAAACGGACUCAACUCGGGCUUUUGUUAGUGCAUGGACAAAAGCUUGUGCGUCAGUAAAGCCUGCCAUUAUUUAUGUGCCAGCAGGGAGGUUCUAUCUCAGGCAAGUGGUUUUCAGUGGACCAUGCAAGAACAAUGCUAUCAUUAUGCGCAUAGUUGGGACACUUGUGGCCCCAUCAGACUAUAGGGUCCUUGGAAAUACAGGAAAGUGGCUUGUGUUUGAACAUGUCGAUGGGGUUACCAUAUCUGGUGGGGUUCUUGAUGGCCAUGGCACUGGUUUGUGGGCUUGCAAAGCCUCUGGCAAUAGUUGUCCUUCGGGAGCCUCGACACUACAAUUUUCCAACUCAAACAACAUUGUAGUCCGUGCAUUAACCUCCCUAAAUAGCCAAUUAUUUCACAUUGUUGUCAAUGGCUGCCACAAUGUGAAAAUGCAAGGUGUAAGAGUCAUUGCUGCUGGAAACAGCCCAAACACCGAUGGAAUUCACGUUCAAUUAUCUUCAAGUGUCACAAUUCUUGACUCCAAGAUCGGGACAGGUGAUGAUUGCAUCUCAAUUGGUCCUGGUACCACUAACUUGUGGAUUGAGAAUGUUGCAUGUGGACCUGGGCAUGGAAUCAGCAUUGGGAGUCUAGGCAAGGACUUGCAAGAGACUGGUGUAAAAAAUGUGACAAUUAAAACAACUACUUUUACUGGAACUCAAAAUGGAUUGAGAAUUAAGUCUUGGGGAAGGCCUAGCAAUGGAUUUGCAAGGAACAUUCUAUUCCAACAUGCCGUUAUGAUGAAUGUCCAAAAUCCUAUUGUAAUUGACCAAAAUUACUGCCCCAGUAACAAAGGUUGCCCUGGUCAGUUUUCUGGGGUAAAAAUUAGUGAUGUAACAUACCAAGAUAUCCAUGGAACAUCAGCAACGGAGGUCGCUGUGAAAUUUGAUUGUAGUCCAGGGAACCCAUGCUCCAGAAUAAGAUUGGAGAAUGUAAAGCUCACAUACAAGAAUCAAGUAGCCCAAGCUUCAUGUAGCCAUGCAGAUGGAACUUCUACUGGUUUUGUCCAGCCCACAAGUUGCUUGUAG
Molecule: messenger RNA, 1179 nt
Organism: Quercus lobata
Lineage: Eukaryota; Viridiplantae; Streptophyta; Magnoliopsida; Fagales; Fagaceae
Product: polygalacturonase-like
Exons: 4
Coding region: 1-1179 (392 amino acids)
Biological process (GO): carbohydrate metabolic process
Molecular function (GO): polygalacturonase activity
Source: RefSeq, a predicted model, not a curated record